Molecule: messenger RNA, 789 nt
Organism: Aspergillus wentii DTO 134E9
Lineage: Eukaryota; Fungi; Ascomycota; Eurotiomycetes; Eurotiales; Aspergillaceae
Product: ankyrin repeat domain-containing protein
Exons: 1
Biological process (GO): protein localization to ciliary inversin compartment
Cellular component (GO): ciliary inversin compartment
Molecular function (GO): protein binding
Source: RefSeq, a predicted model, not a curated record
CUUCCCAACGAGCUACUGAUGCUCAUCGUCAACGAUCUCGACUCGCAGAAGGAUCUCAAUGCCCUCUUGCAGUCCAACUCUCGUCUUUACCACACCUUGAACGACUACCUCUAUGACUGCAACGUCCGCCACUGCCAAUCCUCUGCGCUAUGGUGGGCAGCCAAACAUGGUUCCGAAUCGACUCUUCAGAGACUCAUUGAAGCUGGCGCGGAUGUUCGAUGGAAAUCGCCCUUCUUGCCCACACCUCAGCUCGGAGGAAAGACCGGCUCAACCCCAAGCAGAGAGAUCAAACAUCAAAAAGAACAUCCGAUCUCAUAUUCUGCAAUGAACGGCCAUGAAGGGUUCUCGUCAAAGCUGCUUGACCACGGCGUGGAUGUUGACUACAAAGACCCCGACGGUCGAACUCCGCUGUCGUUGGCUGCCCGUGCUGGACAUCUAGCUGUUGUCAAGAUGCUUACGGAGCGAGGAGCCUGCCAACAAUCCCGUGAUAUCUUCAAUCUCACACCCAUAGGAAAUGCCGCAUCUCAAGGACAAUAUGUCGUGGAAGACUUUCUAUUGCACGAGCUUCACAAGUCGGAGAUGCCCAGCGAGACAAUCGAGGCUGAAAUGAAGACUAUGCUCAUGUACGCUGCAAGAAGAGGGGAUGACGAACGAAUUCGGCAAAUGAUGGAUAUGAAUGUCGAUGUCAACUGCCAGACACACAUCGAUAGCUGCACGCCCUUGUGUGCAGCAGCAAAGGAUGGACAUGCCGACACAGUAAAGCUUCUUCUCGAGCAUGGUGCAGAUCCC